Messenger RNA from Ctenopharyngodon idella (grass carp), 5572 nucleotides. RefSeq names its product tripartite motif-containing protein 16-like. NCBI's taxonomy places the organism in Eukaryota, Metazoa, Chordata, Actinopteri, Cypriniformes, Xenocyprididae. The coding region runs from base 3301 to 4122 and encodes 273 amino acids. The transcript has 4 exons. The record is from RefSeq and is a predicted model, not a curated record. Gene Ontology annotation, molecular function: protein binding.
ACUUUUAUAACCUAGAGAGAUUCAAAUAAAACGGAGAACAAAUUGGCACUGAUAGAAAAGAAAUUGAAUUUAAAUCGAUACUAGUGUUAGAAAACAAAGAAGGGACAUGAAAGACAUAAGACAUAAAACUGUCGGAAGCUAUAGAGAAGAGUUUUGGUGCAGUAAAAAACGCUAAAUGUCUGCGAGGAGGUAAAGUAAUAGUGAUAGCUAACAGUCAAAAACAGCUAGACCAAAUCAUGAAAUGUAAAACACUAAAUGGAGGAAAAAUAACGACGAAAGAGUCAUCUCAGGGGUUUCAACAUCAGUCACACAUGAAGAAAUGAAAGAAAACUUCAAAGGAGGAAUCGUAAGAUGUCAAACGGCUAAUAGAGACAAAAAACAGGACAGUUUCAGUGUAAUGAAAAAACAAAACAAACUAUGCAGUAAAAGAAAACAACAUCAAAGAACCAACAAAAUGUUCACAUAAAUGUGUAGUGUCAUAGCUGACAGCUGCGUUAUUCCCAUAAUGCACCUUAGUAAAAUAUAUUUAUUUAUUUAUUGAUAAUUUUAGCUAGAGUUUUUUAUAUUAUUUUAUCAGUAUUUUAUUUCUCUUUAUUCACUAAAUAAAAACAAACAAUUGCAUUUUAUUUUUUGUCAAAUAAGAUGCUGCACGACAGAUCUGUUUGAUAUUAAAACAUGGAUGAAAAAUAUCUUGGUUGUAUGAUAUUCCUUACAAACAAUCAGCAGUACGUUUAACUAUAUCAUAAUAUAUUUCUGUUAACAUUUCUUCGAAGUUAAAGCAAACUUUUAUUUUGGCCAUGAAGUUUUUUCCAAAUGAAACAGUGAAAAUGUCAGAAGUGCCUCAGAGCAGUUGGAGAUGCUGUGAGAAGGCCUUAAUCUCUGCUGUUGGUGAAACUCACAUAAUAGUUUGUGGUGACAUUAAACGUUCCUCCAUACCAUCUCUCCUCCGUCCUUGGGUUGACAGGUAUCCAUUUCAAGGAUACUACACAUUAGUAAAAUGAUCAAUUUUCUUUUCUUUUGUCUACAGAUAAACUUUGCGGCCACGGUACAUUAUAAAAGUAGCCCAAAAUACUGCAACCCUUGGCUCUGUCAUUUUUCCCUCGACUGCAUUUUCAAAAUAGCCCAAUUGUGUAGGAAAACCGCGACCCUGGCAACAAUGGCUAACGGACAAGUAUUGAAGAAGUAAAUAAAUGAUGAAAUUUAAAAAAAAAAAAACUGAAAACAUACAAUAAGCAUGGUUACAACCAAAAUAUGAUUUUAUAAUUAAAGGAUGUAAUGUUCUUAAAAAAAGAUAGGAAACAUGGUAGAGGAGGUGGUGUGAUUACAUUUAUUAAACAGACUUUAAUAUAGAAAACAAAGUAUGCCAAAUAAAAUUUAAUGUAUAGCUGUGGAAAUAUCCGCUCAAGUCAUGACGUAAGGAAUGCCGUUUCUGGGUCCAAGCCUCGACUCGUUUCACUUGAGAAUGCCAUCGACGGCCGUUUAUGAGCGCUAUUUAUUCAUAAAUAAAUUUUUAAAACAUCAAACAUUUAAAAAAGUUAAACACUUAAAAUUCUUACAGUCUACACAACAGUCUCUGUUUUCACAGCGUCACAUACAGUAAUAUUUUAACGAUUUAUAAAAGAUGAAUCACUGUCUGGCCAUCUGGAAUUUUGGUAUGGAGAUAAACGUUACGAACCUUUUUUGUAGUAUUACACCACAUUGUGUGUGUAUAUUAGCACCGUUUGUUGUUUUUCUUGUGGUAUGAGAGAGUGUUUGGACCCGGAAGCGCUGACGCGUGACAUCAGACUUAACAACCGAAUGUGGGGAAGAAGAAAGUCUAACAAUUUGCAAUAUAUAUAAUCCAUGUAAGCCUAUAUCAAUGAGUAUUUUGGAGGAAAUUAAUAAAUUUAACAGACCAGAAAUAUGGUGUGGAGAUUAUAACGUGCACAACACAUUAUGGGGUAGUGAAAACACUGACACAAAUGGUAAAGUAGAUCGUACAUUAAUAUGUUUAAAUGAUGGCACAAGGCACAAGAAUAGACAUGUAGAUGUCAAACUUAGAUCUGACUCAAGUGUCUGCCUCACUGGUGAAUAGAUGGGAAUGGAAUAUAGUAGAGAACCCUAUGGGAAGUGAUCAUUAUCCAGUAUAUUGCACAAUAGAUGUUAGAAUGAGGCAAUACAAGCAAAUAAAUGGUGAAAAAUGGUGUUUUGAUAAAGCAAACUGGGAGUUAUUUAAAUUAUUAUUUUAUACAAAUAAUAAUAUUAACAACAAAAGCUUGGAUAUAGAUAAACAUGCUGAGAGUCUAAUGCUGCAAAAAAUAGUAUCCAAAGGAGCACAGGCAGAGACAGGCAGAGAGAAAGAAAUAGCAGAUCAGUUAGCAAAAAAGGCAACCAAAGUCCCAUUAGGAAGAGGAGAAAUGAAAUCAAUUAUUAAAUCAAAUAUUCAAAAAGAGUGGCACAUAGCUGAUACAGGAAAAAUUUAUUAUAAAAUCAAAGAAACAUACAAUUUUGAAAGAUGUAGGAAAGAUGAGGUGAUUUUAACUGAUCACAAUUUAGACACACAGGAAUAAAUGCAAAACUAUACAAAAUAGAUAAACAUAUUAUAAGUAAAUGUGCCUUUUUGUGGGGUAAUAGAAAGCGUUGAACAUGUAAUAUUAAAACGUCAGAAAUAAUAUAGAGAGAAUUAAAAUACAAAGGUAAUACAAAGGAAAAAAAUAAAUUGGAUAUUAGGAAAAGGAUUAAAAGAAGGUACUAAAGAAUAGUAUGGAAUAUAUAUAGUAGAAACAGAAUUAAACAAAUUUAGGGAAUUUAAAUAAAUAAAGGAAUAUGGGAACACACAAGCUGUUUGUUUGUUUUUUGGCAUGGGAGCUGAACACACGCAGCAGCCAGAAAUACAGAUUGGGUGAACCUGAAAUAAAACAAACAAUAAAAUAAAAUAUGAAUAGAGACGGGACUAUCAUCCAUGUAUGAAUAAAAACAGUAGGUGGCAGUAUGUGCCUAUGGUGCAGAAUAUGGCAAAAUUCCAAAGAGGAAGAAUGAGAGCAGAAAGACAUGCAAGACGGAGAUUGAGAGCAGCGAAAGAAUUAAGCUGUAUUAACUGAAAAAAGAAAUUAAGAAGUUGAAAAUAAGCAUAUACAUAUCAGUAGGAUGAUAAAGAUUUGUGUCAUGCACCAAGUGGUGAAACGAACUUGAGUUUGAUUCAGUUGAACCAAACAAGACAGGUGUGAAAACACCCUUAAAGCUCCCAUUGGUUCCAGACCUUCAGCAUCAGACAAUAGUUUGUGUUCAUUAAUAAAAUUCAAAGAUGUGAAUGAGUGAAGGAUGAUGGCGUCUGUUUCAGAUCACCUUCUGGAUGCUCUGGAUGAUCUCGACACAGAUGAACUGAAGAGGUUUAAAUGGCGCUUAAAAAAUCAUAAGGGCUUUUCAAGGACUGCUCUUCAGAAAGCAGACGCCCCUGACACAGUGGAUCUGAUGAUGAAGUGUUUUGGACCAGAAGAAGCUGUGAAGAUCAUGGUGGACAUCCUGAGGAAGAUGAACCAGAACCAUGUGGCUGAACAGUUAGAGAACAAACACAAGCAAGUCACUUUCCCCAACAUUGUUUCCAGGACCAGGAACGACUUCCUACAAUAUUCCCAUCAGCUCACUCUGGAUCUGAACACAGUGAAUAAACGCCUCUGUCUGUCUGAGAGGAACAGAGUGAUUACUAACACCAACACAGUCCAGCAGUAUCCUGAUCAUCCAGACAGAUUUGAUCAUUGGGAGCAGGUGUUGUGUAGAGAAAGUGCAUGUGGACGCUGUUACUGGGAGAUUGAGUGGAGUGGACGUGUGUCUAUAUCAGUGUCAUAUAUGAGCAUAAGCAGGAAGGGAUGGGACAAUGAGUGUGUGUUUGGACGUAAUGAUCAGUCCUGGAGUUUGAUCUGCUCUUCCUCCAUUUUCUCAUUCAGACACAAUGACAUAGAGACUGAACUCCCUGUAGUGUCCAGCCGCAGAAUAGGAGUGUAUGUGAAUCACAGUGCAGGAACUCUGUCCUUCUACAGCGUCUCUGGAGACACAAUGAGCCUCAUCCACACAGUCCAGACCACAUUCACUCAACCGCUCUAUCCUGGGUUUACGGUUUAUAAAGGAUUAGUGAAACUGUGUUGAUGUAUCAGAAUAAGAUUAUAGAGUCUCUUAUUUUCUCUUCAUUACAUUAAUACUACAGCUGAACUACUGUCAGUGGAAUAACAUUUCAGAAUUAAUGUGUGUCAUAAAUCUUCAUAUAGACAAACAUCCUUCUCAUUACAAGAAGAGUAUCUAUUGAAACCAACCUGCAAGAACGAAGGAAUUGUACAAACACAUUUAUCAUAAAUCAACAAAUUAAUUAAAACAGCAACAUGCAACAUUCAUUCAUUUUACACGGCAAUAUAUUUUUAAACAUAUUCAAAGAAGGAAUUGUUUCUAGUGGAGUAAUAACUUUAAAUUCAUUCCACAGCCAUGGAGCGUAGUAAGAGAAAGCCAAUUUUCCAUGUUCUGCAGAGUUGCCAGGUUUUCACAACAAAACCCGCCCAAUUGCUUGUCAAAACUAGCCCAUUGGCAUUUCAGGGGGGUCCCACAGUAAAACGCGUUCCAGGGACUAAAUAUCACAUUAUUUUGGGUUGAUUCAACCCACGGAUAUGAAAAACAACCCGCAGCAACAGUGUAAAAGUAGCCCAAUUCCGUGGGAAAACCGCAGACUUGGCAACACUGAUGUUCUGAGUGUACCCUAGGUACUUAUAGUUUAAUUCCAAUUGAUGAUCUGGUGCUAUAGUUCCUUUUACACAAACAUAAAAGAUUAGUAAUGUAAUUUGGAAGCAUACCCAGCAAUGCCUUUAUAGUAUAUACCAAUAUAUGUGAUUUCCUUCUUUGGUAUAAGGAGGUCCAACCUACAUAGUUAUACAACAAACAAUGAUGAGCAUGUGAGCAAGCAUGUGUUAUAAAACGCAAUCCAGCAGAAACACAAUCCAAUCUUUUCAGUAAAUAUAUAGAAACAUGCAUAUAAAUAAUAUCACCAUAGUCUAAAAUGUGUAAAAAAAUUGCUUUUGUUGUUAGUUGUUACUCUUUCUAUAUGCACGUCAUCAAUAUUAUGGAUAGACGGAGCAGUGGUCAUAGAACGACUACUUGUAAAAAAAUAAUAUACUUAGUUUUAUUUGCAUUUAAAACUAAUUUCAGUUUUAAUAAAUUAAGCUGAAAAGUAUUAAAAGAAUCCUGGAGAAUUUCAAUAGCUUGUGACAAAGAGGAUGCAGCUGAAUAAAUAAUUGUAUCGACAGCAUAAAAAUGUAACUUUGCGGGUUUUAUUCCCUGCCCAAAUUCAUUAAUAAAAAUAGAAAAAAGAAGUGGUGCCAGUAAAGAACCUUGAGGGACACCCUUCUUAACUGUUAACACGGAUGAAAUGUAAUUAUCUGCAGCAACACAUUAAGUUCUAUCAGAUAAAUAGUUUUUAAACCAACCCAAGGCCGAAUUACAGAGGCCUAUACUUUUAAGCCUCUGUAACGGUAAGACAUGAUCCACUUAGUCAAAUGCUUUUGUCAAAUCAGCAAACAAUAAACAAUCAAUAAACAAACAGUUAAUUUCCUUA